Messenger RNA from Closterium sp. NIES-65, 507 nucleotides. The record is from the annotation of a GenBank genome assembly. Lineage: Eukaryota; Viridiplantae; Streptophyta; Zygnematophyceae; Desmidiales; Closteriaceae.
AUGCUGCUGGCGCUGACCACCACCAGAGCCGCCUCGCUGCGUAGCGCCACCCCGACCAGCUCCACCUCCUCCACCACCGCCUCCUCCACCUCCGCCACCACCGCCGCCUCCGCUCCCACCGCUACCGCCUCCGCCGCCUCCGCCUCCACUGUCGCCACCGACACCUCCACCCCCGCCACCACUCCUACCGCCACCCCCACUCCCUCCGCCGCCUCGACCGCCGCCUCCACCACCCCCGCUAGCUCCUCCAGCGCCCCUGCCUCCUUUGCCCUUGCCAGAGCGGCGUCUCCCGCUUGGGGUAGACGCCGCAUCGACCGAAUCAAGACAAACGAGGUUGGUCGCAGCAGCGGAGGCGACAGAGGGCAAAAGGGGGGAGGGGGAACACCCCUCAAAGAUGGGGAACUCAGCAGGAAGCGCAGCGCGGUAGCGAGUGUCACUAGUGCGGAGGUGCGUAAUGAGGUCAGCAACUAUGGUAAAGGCAGCAAGGUCAGGGAAGAGGUACGCUAG